Anguilla anguilla (European eel) is the source of this 4074-nucleotide messenger RNA. It is a transcript of the gene ints6, whose product is annotated as integrator complex subunit 6. Gene Ontology annotation, biological process: snRNA 3'-end processing. The record is from RefSeq and is a predicted model, not a curated record. Bases 320 to 2998 code for a protein of 892 amino acids. Lineage: Eukaryota; Metazoa; Chordata; Actinopteri; Anguilliformes; Anguillidae. Gene Ontology annotation, cellular component: integrator complex. The transcript has 18 exons.
UUAGUAUAGGGAGGGCAGGGGAGAAAGUACGGAGGGGUUGUAACACUUUGUUUUUUAUUGAACUUAUAGAAUAACAAAACAUCAAAUAUCCCUCGUAAACUAGUAACCUUCCCCAAGGUGUAAGGUUUAUUUUAGAUAAUUAAGAAAGAAAGACAUCUAUAUUCACUAUUCUUACACUUUUUACAAAAUGUGUAAGACAGCUAAGCUAUCUCGCUAGCCACAUUAUUAUUUUAGCGGCAGGAAGGGAACAAAAGAUUUUUUUUACUUUGGCAGGUUGUACUGACACUAAGCCCAUGCUGAACGUGUCACCACCAACACAAUGCCCGUGUUACUUUUUCUGAUAGACACGUCCGCUUCAAUGAACCAGCGCACCCAUCUGGGCACUACCUAUCUGGACAUUGCAAAAGGCGCUGUUGAGACUUUUAUGAAGCUCAGAGCUAGAGAUCCAGCGAGCCGCGGGGACAGGUACAUGUUGGUUUCUUUCGAGGACGCUCCCCACGGAAUCAAGGCUGGCUGGAAGGAAAAUCAUGCCACAUUCAUGACAGAACUGAAGAACCUUCAAGCAGUUGGACUCACAAGUGUUGGCCAGUCCUUAAGGACAGCUUUUGAUUUGCUCAAUCUCAAUAGAUUAGUUUCUGGGAUAGACAACUAUGGACAGGGCAGAAAUCCAUUCUUCCUGGAUCCCUCCAUUAUCAUAACCAUCACUGAUGGAAGCAAGCUGACCAGCACCAGUGGGGUGCAGGAUGAGCUGCACCUGCCAUUGACCACGCCCCUCCCAGGCAGUGAGCUGACCAAGGAGCCGUUCCGCUGGGACCAGCGCCUGUUCGCCCUGGUGCUGCGCGUCCCGGGCCACGCCCUCCCGGGCCCUGAACCCCUGGGGGGCGUCCCGCCAGACUACUCCGCCAUCACUCCCAUGUGUGAGGUCACUGGAGGCCGGUCCUACAGUGUUUUCUCCCAGCGAAUGCUCAAUCAGUGUUUGGAGUCUCUGGUGCAGAAGAUCCAGAGCGGGGUGGUGAUUCACUUUGAGAAGACUGGGCCCGACCCCGCACCUGUGGAAGAUGGCCCCCCAGAAGUGAAGGCAGGUUCCCAGCCCUGGCACAACAGCCACAAGCUCAUCUAUGUGCGCCCCAAUCCCAAGACCGGGGUCCCCCUUGGGCACUGGCCAAUCCCGGAGGCCUUUUGGCCCGACCAGAAUUCUCCCACGCUGCCCCCCCGCUCGGCCCACCCCCAGGUGUGUUUCUCCUGUGUGGACGCGGAGCCCAUGGUCAUAGACAAGCUUCCCUUUGACAAGUACGAGCUGGAGCCCUCGCCUCUCACCCAGUACAUCCUGGAGAGGAAGUCUCCUCACACCUGCUGGCAGGUGUUUGUGUGUAACAGUGCGAAGUACAGUGACCUGGGCCAGCCCUUCGGCUAUCUGAAAGCCAGCACCGCCCUCACCUGUGUCAACCUGUUUGUCAUGCCUUACAACUACCCAGUCCUGCUGCCCCUCCUGGACGACUUGCUCAGAGUGCACAAGUUCAAGCCCACUGUAAAAUGGCGGCAGUCCUUUGAGAACUACCUGAAGACGAUGCCCCCGUACUACAUUGGGCCCCUGCGGAAGGCGCUGAGGUCGAUGGGAGCCCCCAACCUGCUGGCCGAUAACAUGGAGUACGGCAUGAGCUACACCGUGGUGUCCUACCUGAAGAAGCUCAGCCAGCAGACUAAGCUGGAGGCGGAGCGGGUUCUGGCGUCGGUGGGGAAGGCGCUGGUCCCGGAGGCGGGGAUUAAGGUCCGCUCCCGCUCCGGUGGCGUCUCCCUCGCCCAGCGCAAGGACUUCACGCAGCUGCUGCAAAGCAUCAUGGGAGAUGGACCCGUCAUCUGCCCGCUAGAGCUCAACCCCAAGGAGUUCGCUGGAUUUCACCUUGCCUCGCUCAACAAGGGCCUGAAGCCGCAGAGUUUCCGGAACGCCUACGACAUUCCCAGAAGGCACCUGAUGGAGCAGCUGAGCCGCAUGAGGAGGAACCUGCUGAGAGCAGCGGGGAGCUUCCUGCGAGCCCAGGACGAAGACCAGCUGCACAGCGUCCCCAUCGCUCAGAUGGGAAACUACCAGGACUUCCUGAAACACAGCCCGCAGCCGCUGAGAGAGGCCGAAGCCGACCAGCCCAAACGCCUGCACACUUUCGGAAACCCCUUCAAACUGGACAAGAAGGGCAUGAUGAUCGACGAGGCGGACGAGUUUGUGUCCGGCCCCCAGAACAAGAGCAAGCGUCCGGCGGACCCCAGCCUGCACGGCGGCGCCCCCAAGAGGCGGCGCUGCAUGUCCCCCCUGCUGCGCCCCGGGCGCUCUUACACGCCCCCGGUCCUGAACAGCCACGCCCCCAACGGCCCCAACGGGCCCCUGCUCCCGGCCACGCCCCCUUACCCCGCUCCGGCCAACGGCUCCAGCCCAACGACCGCCCUCGCAGCUUCUGAAGGCAACCAUAAUGAGCUGGAUGGCGUUUUUGGGAACCACAUGGGGAACCACUACAACCCUGAGAGGGCCUCCGAGCCUGGAGCUUACCUGGGGGACGAGGGCUCGCCGUGCAGGGCCCCAGGAGAGCACAUGAGCCGCUUGAACCAGGAGGAGGAGGAGGAGGAGGAGGAGGAGGGGAGUUGGGGCCGGCUGCACGGCAGAGUGGGUCUGCCUGGGGACAGCGAGGACAGGAAGUUUGGGCCUGAGGACGCCCUCCUCCGGCCCUCUGCUGGUCAACUGAAGAAACUGCGGGACAUGGAGAGCCAGCAGCGCAACACUGAGCUCAGGGUGCUCAUCACCAAGGAGAUCAGGAAGCCCGGCCGACGCUUUGAAAGCAUCUUCCAUUUCCUGAACCAAGUCCAGGGAAGCCUGGAUACGCGGCUCAUAUUCCUGCAGAACAUCAUCAGGGAGGCUGCCAGGUUUAAGAGGCGGGUCCUGAUCGAGCAACUGGAGAACUUCCUGGAGGAGCUCCACAUGCGGACCAAUCACUUUAACCAGUUGGACUGACCCAGUCCCCUGUCCUGGUCUGCAGGCCAUUCAUGAAGCAUCUGGACUGACGCACUGUGUGUGUGUGUGCGCAUUUGUUUAUGCGGCACUUGUUUAUGUGUCUGGAGCAGUCUGGGGGGGAGGGGUGCACAGUGGGCCUCGCCCUGUGAUUGGCUCUGUGUUCAGGGGCGUACCACCUGGAUAAAGAUGUGAAUGACAGGAUGAGAAUCCUCACUGCUGUAAUCUCUCUCUUUUGGGGGGUUGCACUGAGAGGGAGGACAAACAGCAGACAGGAAGCCAUCCUUCACUCAGAGUGUGGGAGGAGCUAGCUGUUUACUAUCCAUGCGAAACUCCUACUUCAGUUUGAUUUAUUUUAAGUGUUCAUUUGUUCAGUUCAUACUUGACCGAACAGAAAUCCUUCUGUAACUGAUUUAAGAUGGAGGUGCUUUAGGCAUUUACUGUUUUUCUUUUGUUUUGUUUUGUUUAGUCUAGUUUUUUUUAUGUCUAAAGUGAAUCUUAAUUUGUUCCUGUGAAUUUCUCAGGAAACUGGCAUUUCAUGUGAGUUGUUUGGGCAAAAAAGCAUGAGAGUCAAUGACCUUAACACUCCUCUCACCUCCCCUGCGGAAAACUACCAUUUGAACAGUACAAUGUUAAAACUGUAUGUAGGUCUGUGUGCAAAAAAAUAAGGGGGGGGGGGCUGAGUGACAUCCAGGCUGUGCCACAUUAAGCUGGCAGUACAAUAACAGGCGGUUUACAUGCUUUUGAUUCCAUGGCUGGUCUGCCUUGGUUUCUUACAUUGUCUUUGCCAAAUAUUUGAGAACUCCCUUCUCCCUCUAACCUGCCCCCCCCCCCCCCCCCUUCUCAUGAGGACCAAAUAUUUUGCCAUACUUGUCCUUAUUUAGGAACUUUCAGAAAUGUACUACAAAAAGAAAGUAUUUUGAAUAUGAUGUGUAUAUGAUGUAAAUAGUCAAAUUUGAGAACUAUUUAUGAGUAAAUAAAAUUCCUUUUUGUAAAAGUUUCAUUGAACAAAGUUUCUAUUUUACACUGUGAAUGGCUGAUGGAAAUAAAAGAUGAGUAGCCUCUCAUUUUCUGUUUAA